This is a messenger RNA of Clupea harengus (Atlantic herring), 2680 nucleotides long. Its product is annotated as inactive rhomboid protein 2-like. Gene Ontology annotation, cellular component: endoplasmic reticulum membrane. The coding region runs from base 578 to 2269 and encodes 563 amino acids. The record is from RefSeq and is a predicted model, not a curated record. NCBI's taxonomy places the organism in Eukaryota, Metazoa, Chordata, Actinopteri, Clupeiformes, Clupeidae. Gene Ontology annotation, molecular function: serine-type endopeptidase activity. The transcript has 13 exons. Gene Ontology annotation, biological process: regulation of protein secretion; regulation of epidermal growth factor receptor signaling pathway.
AAGUUUUCUUUAAUCGCCUGAAAAGCCCAUGUACUCUGUGACACCCAUCCAUCUCCAUGAUGUUCUGUGGCGAUGUCUGUGGUGUGGAAACAGGCUUAUGUGGGGGGCUUCUGUGGCUGUGAGCUCUAGCUGCUGAGCGGUGACAUGUUAGUCCCUGGCUCUGCCCGACACCAUUGAUUUACUGUCAGGCCACGAAGGAGGUGAAGAAGGAGAAGCCACGGCCCCGGUGAGCUCACGCUGAGCUGCCUCCUCCUCCUCCUCCUCCACUUCCUCCUCCUCCAACACACACACAGUGUGUUCUCCUCCAGUCUCUUUAGCUACAGGCUGUUGGAAAACCCACAUGGCUCAUGUUUUGUGUGUGUGUGUGUGUGUCUGUCUGUGUUUGUUGUCCAUGUUUGUUUCAUUCUCUGUCUCACCCCUCCCCACUUUUCUGGUCAGAUGGUCUGAAAUCCACAGGAAGAUGGACACGGUUGCGGAGAUAUGAGACAACUGAGGCUAGUGGCAGUUCCUCUUUCAACAUAGAUGCAGCUGUGAGGUGACGUCCAUCUUGAAAAAACGACCUGAGAAAGACAUCAGCAUGUCCGCUCAAGAGGGGGCGGAGAAGAACGGGAGCGGGAGUGGGAACGGCAGCGGCAGCGGGAGCGGGAGCGGGAGUGGGAACGGGAGUGGGAGCGGGAGCGGGAGCCAACCAGACAGCCGCCUGAAGAGCAAGAAACCUCCGAGCCUGACCAUCUCCAUCCCUCCAUCCCAGGAAGAGUGUGAAGCAGACUCCACUAAACCGCCCUUGCGGUCCUCGCUGAAGAAGAGUGUGACCAUGCAGCAAUCGAGCGAGGCGUUGUCCGAUGGCGGCCCCUCCGCCGACUCCAGGAGAGCCGAGUUCCGCCGACAGACGUCCCUCUCGCAGAGCAUCCGCCAGGGCACCGCACAGUGGUUUGGCGUGGGCAGCGACUUCGAGACCAAGCAGCAGGUGUGGCACCGCAAGAGCCUACGCCACUGCAGCCAGCGCUACGGCAAGCUGAAGCCACAGCCCGGCGACACCGACACCAGCAGCAUGGAGAGGCUGGAGUCGCCCGCCACCUUCAAGAUGCCAAAGAUUGUGGACCCCCUGGCCCGCGGCCGUGCCUUCCGUAACCCCGAUGAGACGGAUCGGCCGCCCCGGACGCCGCACACCCCCCGCAUCACCUCCUUCAGCUCCUUCUCCAGCCAGCGCUCCGGCUACAGCCGCCUGCCGCACCGCAAGAGGGAGUCCGUCGCCCGCAUGAGCAUACGCGCCGCCUCCAACCUCAUCAAGGGUCGGCAGGGGCAGGGCUCACUGGCCGGACGUGGUUAUCCCCGCCGUAGCUUCCCCCGGCCCAGCUGGAUGGAGGAGGACACCGUGGACACGGCCGACACCUCCGACUCCGUGUUCUUCAGCAAGAUGGAUGCCCGAGACGAGAUGUACUCCAUGGCUGACGACGUGUUCGAGUCGCCCCCCCUCUCAGCCGCUUACGGCCCCGGAGACAUGUCCUUCGGUGAAGGCGCUCCUUUCCACAGCCUUAGGGACAUCAGUAAGACCCCCCUCCCCUGCGACGGGCCCCAGCAGCGCAGAGGGCACCGCAUCGCCUCCCAGGUCAAGCACUUCGCCUUCGACAAGCACAAGCGACUCUACGGCAUGGGCGUGGUGGGCAAGUGGCUGAACCGCAACUACCGCCGCAGCCUCAGCAGCACCGUGCAGAAGCAGCUGGAGGACGUCCACAGCCACCGGCCUUACUUCACGUACUGGAUCACGUUCGUCCACAUCGUCAUCACCCUCCUGUCCAUCUGCACUUACGGCUUCGCCCCCGUCGGCUUCUCCCAGCGCUCCACCACUGACCUGGUGCUGAGACACAAAGGGAUUUACGAGAGUGUGAAGUACGUCCAGCAAGAGAACUUUUGGCUCGGGCCCGGCUCAGACGAUCUCAUCCACCUCGGGGCCAAGUUCUCUCCUUGCAUCAGACAGGACUCCCAGAUUUGGUCGCUCAUCCAGAAAGCCACAGCCCUAGAGAAAGAGACGGGCUGCUGCGUCCAGAACGACAACUCGGGCUGUGUGCAGACACUUAAUGAACACUGCUCAGAAACACUUGGCACUUUUAUAAAAUGGGCAAAUGAAGAUGUAGACAUCAUUAGGUCAUCUGGCGCUGUGUGUAACCAGGACCCCAGGAUCUGUGAAGAGCCUGCCUCCAUACUACCGCACAUUUGGGCUGAUAACAUCACUCAGUGGCCGGUGAGUGAUGCCGUUUUCAUCCAAUGAGAAGAACUGUAGUUAGGCUUGCAGCUGCGGCAAUUAACGACAGUUGCUUCAAAUAUGUUGAACCAGAAAUGGAGAGUAGGCUCAGAACUGAACGACAUUGAAGCAGAAGUCUUGCAGUGCAAAAAAACAAGGAAGUCAUGUGAGAUAUUUUUGGAUUGUUAAAUGGAGAACAUGGAAAGUAAGUAACUAGGAAGUCUAGUCAAGAAAUGGUGUGACUGUCUGACAGUCUUCCUUUUCACGUGACAGAAGUAGUUCUAACUAUUUACUGUUUUUUCCUCUCAUGUGAUUUUGUGUAUCUGUGGGUUUCUACAUCCUGUGUAAAAUAGUUUUAGCCUCAAGUUUAAUAGCUUAGCAUUCUGUUAUUCCUGUGCAUAAAGGGCGUUCUCGUUUUUGCUUGUGUCCGACAUUGGG